UGAAAUAGGCGAAUAAUAAAAGUGCACAGGAAAGCUGAGCUAUCCGUUAAAUCAGUACCUUACCAAUUUGUAUGACUCGGAAAAAACGAUAAAAGAUUUUUUAUUCGGUUACUACUCCACACUAUAUUUUUAUUUGCAACGAUGAGUUAGUAAAAGCUCGAGCGUCACCGAGGCAGAUCAAACUGUGCCAGCCAACUCGCGUGUGUGGGUGUGUGCCUCGUCGUCCUAGUCGACAACACUGGAUCGCGCGCGUGUCAGAAGGCUAUGCAUGAAGACCCGACGAAAAAUCUCAUCGGUAGCAGUAGUAGUAGUAGCAGCAGUAUCAACAUGUCGUUUCUGUUCGCGCGAGGUCCACCGAGGAGGGGCCCGAUCCUCUGCAUCGUGGCGCUGCUCUUCCUGCUCGUGCUUUAUCAACUCGGCAUCAUCUGUACCACGACCAAAGAGCCACCGAACGCAAUUAUGAUGCCUAAGGAUAAGUACGUUAUGGGAUCAGGCGACCAGAAAGUCUAUCCGUACGAUCGAAAUAUGCCUCUAAUCUUCAUCGGCGGUGUGCCUCGCUCGGGAACGACACUCAUGCGUGCCAUGCUGGAUGCUCAUCCAGAAGUUCGAUGCGGCCAAGAGACGAGAAUAAUUCCCAGGAUACUUCAAAUGCGAUCGCACUGGGUUAAAUCGGAAAGGGAGAGCGUAAGACUCGAGGAAGCCGGCGUCUCGAAAGAGGUGAUGGACAGCGCCAUAGCGGCAUUCUGCCUCGAGGUGAUCGCGAGACACGGCGAGCCUGCGCCACGACUCUGCAACAAGGACCCGCUCACCCUCAAAAUGGGCUCUUACGUGCUCGAUCUCUUCCCCAAUGCCAAAUUCUUAUUCAUGGUACGAGACGGCCGUGCUACCGUGCAUUCCAUCAUUUCGAGAAAGGUGACCAUAACAGGCUUCGAUCUGACAUCGUACCGUCAGUGCAUGAUCAAGUGGAAUCAAGCUAUAUUGAUGAUGCACAAGCAGUGCCGAGAGGUCGGACCCGAUCGCUGCCUCAUGGUGCCGUACGAACAGCUGGUGCUUCAUCCGCGCGAGUGGAUGCAGAAAAUUCUCGGCUUCCUCGACGUGCCCUGGAACGAGUCGGUGCUGCAUCACGAGGAGUUCAUUAACAAACCCGGUGGUGUUCCCCUCAGCAAGGUCGAGCGCUCGUCGGACCAAGUGAUCAAGCCGGUGAAUCUGGAGGCGUUGACCAAGUGGGUCGGCAACAUACCCGAGGACGUCGUGCACGACAUGGCCGAGCUAGCUCCGAUGCUGUCGAUCCUCAAUUACGAUCCUUACGCUAAUCCGCCGAAUUACGGCGCGCCGGACAAACUCGUCAGCGAGAACACGAGGAAGGUAUUGACCAACGGUCAGAGAUGGGACAAUAUGGCACGAGAGCUGGACCUCUUGCGAACGGUGACGUACCUGCCACCACAAAUCGCUAACAAUGCUAGCACCGACAACGAUGUCAAUAAUGCGUGACCUCGAUAAAAGUCGUCGUCAAAGUCAUCAUCGUCGUCGUCGUCGUCGACUGCCACAGUCACGUUGACCGAAUAGCCGUCGUCCUCAUCGAGCGUCAGAGCAACGAUUGACGCAAUGAUUUUCAUGCACGGCAACAGUGAUCGACCCAAAAGACUAUACACAAUCAUACGAAUCCUUAACUAUCUUCGAUCUCGGCCAGUCUAUAUAAAUAAACAUAAUGUUGCAAAGUAACUUUGCAAGAGGAUGUGCAAUUGCUUAAUUUGUGAACUUUUUGUGAUUCUUACGCGAGAGAACAGAGAUGCGGUGUGCAUAGGAAUAAACAAAUUUUCCAGAGAAUUAUACGAUUUUACUAAUGUGGUGUGACUACACGUGUAUAUAAUUUAUUGGAGAGUAGAGAGUGUGAUGAAUAUAUGAAGAAUCGUUGAUAAACGAUUGUAUUUACUACAUUCAUAAAAUGAUAUCUGCUGUACAGAGUAUGAAUACUGCUCAAAGUAUAUUGUUGUAUGAAAGAUAUAAUAUUUUAUGAUUAAAUUUGUUCUAUUGCUAAAACAAAGUUAUAAAUCGAGAAAACUAAAAACAAAACAAUAGUGUCUAUGUCUGCUUUAAAAGAUAGAUAUUGAUACUGACAAAGUACUGACUACGAAUGAGCGCCCUGGGUUUAACGCUAGUUUUUCCACAUAUAAAAUUCGUGUCUUUUCUUGUUUUAUUAAACAGACUGUCUAUUCGUAGUCUAAAGUAACCCAUAAUAUUUUUGUUUCGCGUAAGCGAACUUGUAUAAUACAUAGAUAUACAAUCAUGGGUUAAUUUUGACUGCGAAUUAACAGACUCUUUAUUUAAAUCGACAUUUCAGAUAGAAAACGAACCAUGUUCAAUUGGUAAUGUUACUUAAAACUUGAAAAUAUAAUGAUUUUAUAUAUUAGAUGAAAUAUGUUGAAAUGAAAAAAAGACAAAAAUUUGAGUAAAAAAAAAUUUUAAAAACUUUUUACUGAAGAAUUAACGUUAAAACUCACAUUCCUGGUCAUUCUCUUGAGAAUGCUUUUUUAAAAAAGUUUGAUGCAUUUGUGGUAUUGUGAUAACAACGUCCAUUGUUUUUGUUUCAAAUGUUGAAGAUUAGAUAUAAAAAAUAUGCAAUAUUAUUUAAUGAUUGUUUCUAAUGAAUGAAGUUAGGAAAAAAAGUUUAGCUAUGUGUAAAAUCUGAAUUUUUAAU
Messenger RNA from Trichogramma pretiosum, 2698 nucleotides. RefSeq names its product protein-tyrosine sulfotransferase (gene Tpst). Bases 265 to 1491 code for a protein of 408 amino acids. Gene Ontology annotation, biological process: peptidyl-tyrosine sulfation. Gene Ontology annotation, molecular function: protein-tyrosine sulfotransferase activity. The transcript has 10 exons. Lineage: Eukaryota; Metazoa; Arthropoda; Insecta; Hymenoptera; Trichogrammatidae. Gene Ontology annotation, cellular component: Golgi apparatus. The record is from RefSeq and is a predicted model, not a curated record.